Messenger RNA from Coniosporium apollinis CBS 100218, 684 nucleotides. RefSeq lists its product as uncharacterized. The coding region runs from base 1 to 684 and encodes 227 amino acids. The record is from RefSeq and is a predicted model, not a curated record. Gene Ontology annotation, cellular component: peroxisomal membrane. NCBI's taxonomy places the organism in Eukaryota, Fungi, Ascomycota, Dothideomycetes. The transcript is spliced from 4 exons.
AUGGAGAAUCUGGAAGCCGUAAAGGCCUCUCUCGAGCAGGUCGUCCUCGACCCCCGCUACCAUGAUCUCCUCACCCUCGUCAAGGCCUUCCGCAAUGGCAUCGUCUACGGCACCAAAGUCCGCUUCCCGCACGCGCUGGUCAUGAUCUUCCUCUUCCGGCACGGCAGCCUCCGCUCCAAAGUCUCCCUCGUGCUGCGCGCAACCCGCACCCACGCCCGCAAUCUCGGCCGCUUCGCGCUGAUCUACAAGACCUCGAUGCUGCUGCUGCGCUACAGCUCGCCCACGCAGAAGGAGCGCCACUACGACACCUUCCUCGCCGGGCUGAUCGGCGGGUAUGCCGUGUUCGGGCGGGGGAUCCAGAGCAGCGUCAACCAGCAGAUCGUCAUCUACGUCUUCGCGCGGGUCGUGCUGGCGCUGGCCAAGCUGGCGAUUCUGCCGCGCGGCGAGGGGAAGGUGAGUGGCAGCGGAGGCGGGUAUGGCUUGAUAAGAGACGAGAGGCUGAGGGAGCGGAUUCGGGAUAAUGCGUGGACGGUCUUUGCGAGUCUGAGUUGGGCGGCCGUCAUGUAUGUCUUCAGGUGGCAUCCGGAGACUGUGCAGCCGAGUUUGAGGAGCAGUAUGAAUUAUAUAUACGUGAAUUCGGACCAUUGGGACGGGUUGAAGACAUUACUGUGGCAUAACAAGUAG